Molecule: messenger RNA, 1110 nt
Organism: Paramecium sonneborni
Lineage: Eukaryota; Ciliophora; Oligohymenophorea; Peniculida; Parameciidae
Source: the annotation of a GenBank genome assembly
AUGUUGGAUAAUAGAAGUAAGGCUUUCCAAUAAAUAAAAUUACAUUAUCUUAUAAUCCUGUUAUCCAAGAAGCUCUAAGAUAAAGAUAACCUAAUUAAAAUCCAAAAGAUUAUAUGUUAUGGUAUUAUACUUCGCUAAUUCAUGUAAUAGACAUAACAUCAACAUCGAUUGAUCCAAUUGCAAAAUAUUUAUGUUGUUGGACAAAUAUAAUAAGUUAAGCAGAAAUAAUUGCAAUAUAAGAGAGAACAAAAUAGAGACAUCCAAAUUUAAUUUGUUUUUUGUUCUUUUAAGAUGUAGGUGAUAAAUAUGCUUAAUCAAAAGAAUUUAAAAUUUAUUAUGAAUAUUUGGCUUUAGAUGUGAAAUAAUUAAUAGAAAAAAGAUAAUAAAAUAAAGAUUAUGUUCCAGAGGAUGAAAUUUGUAAAAUGAUUUCAGGUUUAUCAGAUUCUUUAUUAUUCUUAUAAAACAAAGGAAUAUCUAAUUCUGCUUUGACUCUUGAGUAUAUAUUUUGAUGAGGAAUACUUAUUGAAUAGAGUCUAAGAUGUUAGUCCAUUUAGAGCAAAAGCACCAAAUUUAUUCUAUAAUCAAUUUUAACCACCUGAAAAUGGAAAAAAUUAGAAAUUUAAUAGGUUUAAAUAUGAUGUAUUUGGUCUUGGGUAAUAAUUGAUGUAAUUAAUUUUUAGUAUGAUUAUAUUAUCAUUGGCAUUAUUAAAAGAUUGUGAAGAAUUAUAUAAUUAAGGAAUAUUAUAGGUAGAUAAAUUAGAAGAGAAUCUAUUAAGAAUAGGGAAAUUGUAUCCAGGCAGAGUUGAGAAUGUUUUGAGAUUGAUGGUUGAUUUAGAUAAUGUGAAAAGGCCUGAUUGGAUAGAGUUCUAAUAGAUUUUGAAAUAGAAUAAAGAGAAAUAAAUAAGAUUAUUAGAAUAGUAGUCAAAUAUUAGUUAAUUAAAAACAAUUAGAUUGGAUUAUUAGAAUAGUAGUAGUCUAAUAUUAAUAAGUAAAUAAGUAAUUAGAAAUGUAAAAUAAGUGCCGAUGUUAAUAAUAAUAAUUAAGAAAAUAUAGAAAUAAAGAAUAAUAGUUAGAAGGGAGAUGGUUUAGAUUAAAAACUAAUUAAUUUGA